CACCGGUCGGCCAGCGUUCAGUUGAGCGCUACUUUCGAAACGCGACGGUCGCAAACGGAGCAACAGCACGGGUGGUACCACAGUCCGCGAGACCGACGUCCGGAAUCACGUCGGCGUCCAUCCAGGGAAACAGAGAUCGGGUCCAGUUGCUGAGUUUGGAGUGCUAGUUUAGUGCUACCGCUUGGUGGACAGGUCGUACGGGUUUUGUGCGUGUGCAUUUGUGUACCGGUGCGUGUGGGGCAGGGGCAUUGGAGGUGUUUGUGCAUGAUUGUGCCCGAGGAUAGUGUGUGCCGUGGAGCAGCGCAUCAACGCAGUGGUUGCAAAUUUCCACACCAAACCAGCGAGCCUGUGCUUUUACAUGUUAAAGUAUAACGGAUAAACUGUACCAACUGCUGCCAUAGACCGUUGUAGUGCGAUAUUGAGGAGCAAACAUUGUGAACGAAAAAGUAACCGAACGAAACAGGACGUCCGCAAACGAAGCGGCCCUUGCAACAACAAAACAAACCACGCAGCAACAAACUGCGAGCACGAAAAACUCUGCGACACGAAACAGCGAACGAAAAAACGAUGGGCAACCGAAUGCGAUCCUUGGUCGCGACGUUCGUGCUACUAUUCACAGUACUCGAGAAUGUCCACUGUGAUGCACCGUUGGUCGAUUCGGCAGCGCUGCCGCUGGAACACAGAGCCGUCUACGGUCCGCCUGCACCCUCACCAGUAUACGGUACGCCUGGUUUGCUGAGUGGCGGCGGAGGUAGCGGCGGCCUGAUCGGGGGCGGCGGCGGUGGCGGCGGCGGAGACGACCCGUGGCCACUGUCCGCCUCGAACGACAGCCCGCAGAUCAAGCAUCUGCAGGUGCAGUGCGAAAAGACGCACAUGCGCGUCAACAUCGAGUUCGACCGGCCGUUCUACGGCAUGAUCUUCUCCAAGGGUUUCUACAGCGAUCCGCACUGCGUGCAUCUGAAGCCGGGCACCGGCCACCUGAGCGCCACUUUCGAGAUCUUCCUGAACAGCUGCGGUAUGUCCAGCUCGGCCAACCACAACGCGGCAAGCUUCGGCGGUCCGACGCCGUCCGGUAGCUACGUCGAGAACACGAUCAUCAUCCAGUACGAUCCGUACGUGCAGGAGGUUUGGGAUCAGGCCCGCAAACUCCGCUGCACGUGGUACGACUUCUACGAGAAGGCGGUCACCUUCCGGCCGUUCCAGGUCGAUAUGCUGCACGCCGUCACGGCCAACUUCCUGGGCGACAACCUCCAGUGCUGGAUGCAGAUCCAGGUCGGCAAGGGCCCGUGGGCGUCCGAGGUGUCGGGCAUCGUGAAGAUCGGCCAAACGAUGACGAUGGUGCUGGCGAUCAAGGACGACGAGAACAAGUUCGACAUGCUGGUGCGCAACUGCGUGGCCCACGACGGCAAGCGCGCCCCGAUCCAGCUGGUCGACCAGCAUGGCUGUGUGGUGCGGCCGAAGAUUAUGAGCAAGUUCCAGAAGAUCAAGAACUUUGGCCCGUCCGCGUCGGUCGUUUCGUUCGCCUACUUCCAGGCGUUCAAGUUCCCCGACUCGAUGAACGUGCACUUCCAGUGCGUGAUCCAGGUGUGCCGGUACAACUGCCCCGAGCCGAAGUGUGCCGGCGGCGACUACGGACUGCCAGCGCUGACCGGUAACGGCAUCUCGGGCGAGUAUGGUGCACCGGGACCGCUGAGCGGCGAGUACGGACCACCGCACCUGUCCGAGUACGGUGUACCGCCAGCGGCCUACCCGGACCCACGCCACCCGUCCGACGCGUCCGGCGCGUACUCGGAGAACCAGGACAGUGUGGUGCCGGCCCCGCAAGCCCAAACGUCCGCCAACUCGGCCGAGAACAAAUCGGACGGUCCAGUGAACGCUAACGAUCGCAUCGAAUCGCAGCCACAGUCAGCGAACCCGUCGUCCAACGACAUCCACGACCACAUCAACAUGCCGCCACCGCCGCCACCAGGCCAGACGUCGUACGUCACCGUGACCAAGCAGCAGAAGAAGGACGACGGACUGUCGGGCGAGAACAGCGGCAAUCUGGUGAGCCUGGGCGGACGGCCCCGCUCGGUGGAGGGACUGGACGAUCUGCGCGGUGUGCGCCGACGACGGGACACGAUGUCGGUGGUGAUCCGGCCGCGCAUCUACAAGCGCGACGCCCAGGAGAUGACGGACGUCAACACCGAGCGCAUCAUCCAGGUGGUGGCACCGGGAGACGUCAACUUUGCGCUUAACAACGCGUCCGGCAACGAGACGGUCGUGAUCCAGUCGCAGCGAACCGUCGACCCGGAAACGAUCUGCAUGUCGGUGCCGAGCUUCGUCGGCGGACUGGUGAUGCUGCUGCUCGUGCUCGCCGUGGCGUCCCUGGUAGCGGCCUUCCUGUUCGUGCGCGUGCGACACUUCGACCGGAAAGGCAAUCCUUUCUCCGGACACUAAGCGACGAACCCCGUCGGUGGGUCGGUCCUCGUGUCCCGAGCGACCCUUGACCCCGCAUGAAGCUCGGGAAAGUUUCUCCCUCCGUUCUGCACCUUCGCCGGAGCAUCUUCAUCCUUCAUCUGAAAACAUCUUUCGGCACCGGGCUCACUCUGCAGCUUGAACACUCCUGUUACCUGAGCAUCAUCUCAUCCUAGAGAGCGGUUGCUCGUUCGCGCGUCACGAAGGGCAGGGAAAGGAAAGGAAGCUUCAGGGGAGGUCGAUACUGGAGAUCGAAAGACAAGGACGAGGGACCGUUGUGAAAUCGUACGAAAUGCAAUCUACUACCACUUGUCGCAGCAAUCGCACCGCAACCGGGUGACGAUCGUGGCUGCUCCAACAGUUCGCGAAGAUGCGCUAAAAUCCAUCCACCCUCCCUCCUUCCGACAACCGUGUAGCCUAGCAACCAUCUAACAACCUCAUUUCAUCGUCCCCUUUUCCGGUGCGUGCCCGCGCCACCAUUAACACGAUUGCCUCUUAAUUUAUUACGAUUAUUAUUAUUAUAUUAUUAUUAUUAUCGAAUCGGUUAAUAUGAUCGCGAACGAGUUCCCUCUAUCAUGCCCCUCUCCCUCAGGCAGUCCUUCCAAGCUGCUUCUCUUGCGCUUAGUGUACGAUACCAAACGAUUGUGUAUUACCAACAUACCACCAACAUUUAAUUUAUUUGCUCCACCACCCCGUUCCAAACUCGCAACUCGAUACUAUCAUCCUGUACAUCUUCACCCCAACCGAUCCAAACCGAUCAUUCCCUUCCCUCAUCUCCAGCGCUACCUGUUCGGAGGUUUUUGCUUGCGCGCUGUGUGUGACAGUGAGUUCUGCCGCAAGGGCAAGGGCAUUAGCGAAGAGAAAUCUUUUGCUCAUCUCACAGUGACACAAAAUUUGGACAGAUGAACAGAACAUGAGAACAGAACAUCCCUAGGAAGAAGAGUUUGGGCCAACUUUUCCCUUUCUCUCUCUCGUUCUUCGACGAUGUGCUGGAUAGUUUGUAAAGGCACUUAUUAUAGUAAUUAUCACCAUCACCCAUCAGCUUAUUCAUUGGGGAGAAUGUCGUCUCCAUUUGGUCGUCCUCUCAGCCUUCUCGCGGCGAUAGAGGACAUCCUCACGGACACGGACAUUCGAUCUUAUGAAGGACGUGUAUCUUUGCUUCAAAAGAGUAUUUAUUUAAUCUCCCUAAUUUUCUGUCUAUUUUUCUUAGUCACCACGUUCCAUUUUUUCGUUGGUCUGUUUUCACCCACACAACCACACACACACACCUCCUCAAACACAAGCAAACUACGGGGUGUAAUACUGCGUGAGCGACGCUUUUCUGUUUUCCAUCGCUGUUUUUCACGCACGCACAAAAACGGUUCAUUAUGUUAUGUUAUUUGGAUAUUUUGUGUUUUGGCUUUUGCUUGGUGCACCUUUUUCCUGUACCAUUCUUAACUGUUUCCCCUCCUCUUCAUCAUUUUACCCGUACAUAUAUUAAUAUAUAUAUAUGGAAAGAGAGCAGGUGGUUUAGAGUGUGUUUAGCUUUUAAAAGUUGACCGUUUGCUGGAUGUCGCCCCUAGUCUUAACGGAGACGUUCGGUGCACCGGUUCAAGUGUUUAAAGACGCGACAUGACUUGAAGCUUCCGCUUGGCGCUAUACCGUGCGCAAACGCAAACAAGAAACGGAUGCCGCAAAGCAAGGCGGCACGCCGCAGCAACGACAAACUGCAGCACGAACGUUUGAUACGUAGAAUUGAAAUAGGGUUAGGAUGUAAGCAUUCCUGUUGGAGUGAAAAGGAGUACGAAAAAUGGAUCGACCGCCCGUUUGCGGAGUCACUAUAUUCACUCCCCCUCUCUCCGGUCCAGUACUGUACGAAUAGUUUUUGGUGAUUGUGCUUGAUAACAGUAUUUUUUGUGUUUUUUUUUUGUUUUGCUCCCCAUGCAAAGGGGCCGUAAAAGAUAAGGUGUAAAAGCGCAAAGGUGUGGUGUGUGGUGCGAGCCCAGGAAGCGUAUAAAAAGGCCACGAACGCGGGGCGAGAAAAGUUUUGCGCAAAGGAGAUGAAAAAAAAACAGACAAAAGCAAAAAAGUUAGAAAAUUUGCAAUAGGACGAUGCACGAACUGCAGUAAUGGUUAGGGUUGAAUUGUGUUCUGGAUUGUUUUCUUUUUAGGAAUGUGUAUCAUUUUUGUUUUGGUUUCUUGUUCAAUUUCCAUUUCUCGCUCGCCAAAACUCUAGUGGAAACAGGCAGUUAACAGGGUGUGUUGUUGUGUGUAUUGUAAACUCGUGAAAUCCGUUGAUCGAGCAGCGCGUAGUUGCGGGUACUACUUCCUUGCAAAUAUCAGCGACGUGGAUAUUAUUGUAAAUAUUUAUUGAACAGAAAGAUAGUUGAAGAAAAUAAAGUGAUUAGUAAUGAAA
This is a messenger RNA of Anopheles gambiae (African malaria mosquito), 4852 nucleotides long. It is a transcript of the gene dyl, whose product is annotated as cuticlin-4. The record is from RefSeq and is a predicted model, not a curated record. The coding region runs from base 568 to 2439 and encodes 623 amino acids. The transcript has 5 exons. NCBI's taxonomy places the organism in Eukaryota, Metazoa, Arthropoda, Insecta, Diptera, Culicidae.